This is a messenger RNA of Cuscuta campestris, 742 nucleotides long. Lineage: Eukaryota; Viridiplantae; Streptophyta; Magnoliopsida; Solanales; Convolvulaceae. The record is from the annotation of a GenBank genome assembly.
ACUAGUACAACAUUGGGGUGGAGCUGCGAUCAUCCCUCUCUUGAUGUAGAAUCAGAGUUGCAGGUUUUACCUGGGGGAGCGCCAAGGCCUGCGUCCGUUGAAGAAGAAGUAUCCGGUUGGGGAUAGAAGGAGCCAGCAACCGCAGCAGCGGCCCGCCAAGUUGCCGAACACAAUCGCCGACCUUCCUCCUCCGCCGCGUAGUGGGUUCGGCCGAACCAGGGCAGUGGUUUCCCCUUUCUCCGGUUCAAGUUUCGUCGUUAAUCCAGGUUCGGGCCUUGUGGAGCAUGUUUGCAUAUUCAGUGGUCCAGGGUUCAAAACGUACGUACGGGAGUCACUGUAGCAAAAUGGUCAUGUAUGGUGGUCACAUACGUACGAAUGGUGGGAUUGCGGGUAUUCCACUGAUGGACCCUGCGUGGAUGGUGCAGCUCCUGCAGCAGGUGCUCAUCAUGAACCAGAAUGCUAUUGCGCGGACUCAGCAACCACUACAAAAAAAAGGAGGCAUUAGCGACAGGGGUCAAUAUGUCGCUAAAGGUUGGAUAUCUGUCGAUACUCGCUUUUAGCGAUAGAUAAUUGUCUAUCGCUAAAAACUCCGGCAGUAAAAGUAUUAUCGACAGAUAAAAUAUAAUGUCGCUACAAUAGUGUAAUAGAGACAGACCAAAGAUGUCGCUAAAAAGAGAGGAGUACUGACAAAACAUAUAUGUCUCUAAAACAUGGAUUACCGAAAAAAAUAGUGUUUGUAAAU